Messenger RNA from Polychytrium aggregatum, 3972 nucleotides. RefSeq lists its product as uncharacterized. NCBI's taxonomy places the organism in Eukaryota, Fungi, Chytridiomycota, Chytridiomycetes, Polychytriales. The transcript has 4 exons. The record is from RefSeq and is a predicted model, not a curated record. The coding region runs from base 36 to 3773 and encodes 1245 amino acids.
CCUUGGCUCUCCUCCAUUGAUGGACCCGCCUCUUGAUGUCUGCAUUGGCCUCCCCCCGCAAAAAGACCCUGCAAAAGUCCCCGCCGUCCUCGCCGCUCUCGCAUGAACAAGACUCGGCCCCGUCCUUUCAGUGGCCAAAAGUUCGUCUGAUGGGCUCGGGCUCGCUUGCACAAGAGCCGGGAGACCCGUCGCUCCCGGCAUCGCCCUUACCGCCUUCCCCGGACCACCCCGUGGGGCAUCGCAGGCCUGCCCGGCAUUCCAGCAGAGCCGCUUCGCACUCGGAUUCGGCUGAUUCCCGACAAAAGGAGGCAUCCAAAUCGGCGUACCUGCGUCCGCCAGAAGCCUCGCCAUCGGGUCGCCUGUCCGGCAAUUUGUCGUCUGGCAAUCUGUCGUCUGGCAAUCUGUCUUCUUCCGAGUCGCUGCUUCCACCCGUUUCUAUCCAAGCCUCACCAUCGGCACUGGCAUCGGCAUCGGCACUGACAUCGACACCAGCGUCCCAGCCGGCGCUCGCUUCAAAGAGUCCGCUGACCGUCAGCUACGUUCAGCCGCUGUCUGGCGCCGGCCCGUCCGAGAUUUUUGCGUCGCCUCAAGUCCAUCUACAGACCUCCCAUCUGCCCCCGAACGCCAGCUGGUUUGCCCGACUCCUCGACAACAUCGUCGAAAUCGACCGCUUUCUUGAAGGGCUGUCGACCGACUACAAGGUCCACGAGUUUAUCGGCUAUUGGCUCAUCAUCAUGAUCCUCGAUGCGCUCACGAUCGUGCCCGUGCGUAUCGAGUGGGUCCUGUUCUCGGCCUACUCGGUGCGCUCGUUCUACCGGACUUCGGAGCUAUCGCUUCGCUCCUUUGUCUCGGCCAUUCUCUUCAUUCUCGGCCUCGACAUUUUUGUCUAUUCGUUGCUGCUCUAUGGGAUCCACCCGCAAUUCCUCGCCAUCGUCGCCACGUCGUCGGUCUAUUUUUUCCUCGUCAACCGCUUCCGCGGCGGUAUGUCCGAGCCGCUCUCGUGGCUGCUGUGGGCCCUCUUUGUCGUUGCCGAGUUUCUGCUCAAGGAGCCGCCGCGUUACGGCUACUACAUUCUCGUUGCCGUCCACUGCAUCUCCUUUGGCAUCUUUACGUUCUUCUCCGAAGUCGUCGUCACCAUUGUCGAGUACCAGCAGGAGAUUAUCGCCCGCAACAACGCCAUCUUUGGCGAGCUGCGACCCUACCACUCGUAUCUGUCACAAACCACCUCCAUCCCGACCCACAUCAGCAACCGAAUCUACUACCCCCGCAUCCAGCGCAAUUUUUUCAAUGCCACCCGUCAGCGCAAUGCCUCGCGCACUACGCCCUCGGCCGUCACCCAGGACCGGCAACUGCCUCCGCCCGUCAACAUCCUUGGGCACGCCGAGCCCCUCAGCUCCCCGACCUCGCCGACGAUCCAGUACUUUUAUUCGAACCACUUUGACGAGGACAACCGGUUCGAGCUGUGUCUCCAGUCCAUUACCCACGACUCGAUGAUCCUGUCCUGGAGCCUGCCGCAGUCGCUCGUCGUAACUCUGAGUACCCUCGUAGGCUCAACUUUUGUCCCUCCGAUUCCGCUGUCGCUUCCAAGUUUCGGUAACGCUGCUUCGCCUCCAACCGCACCCCAGCCCUCGGCAUCGACCGCGGCCCCACCGACCUCGGCCUCGCUGCUGGAUCCAUCUGUUGCGCCGUCUGCCCAGCUGGUCCCGUCCAAAGACGCCGAUCCAACCGCGAAUGAUCCCUCGAGCCUGGCUGUACCUCCCAGCGCAGCUCCCGGCUCCUCUUCCGUGCCAACAGCUAUGGCACGUUCGUCACCGCCUUCGGGCUCGGCCGACACAGAGUACUCUCGAGUACCAAGCCCGUCGAUUUUCUUUUCCGCAGCUCCACAUCAACGCAGCAUCGCGGUGCAUCUGCUGCCAGCCGAUCUCGUCGCCACCAUCAUGAAGGAGACCACCAUCACGCUCAAUGCGUGCGCUUGGUCAAGCUUUAGCGUGACAUCAACACCGACAUCGGAGGAAUUCACGAUGCACGUCAAGGGCCUCGAGCCCACCACGCCGUAUGAGGUUGUUGUCUCCAUCAAGGGCUAUCGCUCACUGCCACUCAGGAUGACCACGCUCGAGAAGCUCGGCAAGCCUUCUCAGUUCCUUGCAACGCGACUCCACCGCAGUCAGCCUAGUGUCUCUGAGCCAAAAGGCGCAUCUAGAGACACCGAUGUUGCGAGAAGUUUCAGCAGCGAUGUCGAAGACACGGCUACCAAGCCUGUCUCUCCGGAUUCAGAUAGCACCCUCUUUUCCAAGAACGUGCUCGAGUCCGCAAGCCCCGUCGGUGGCGAUCUCCCCUCCACCGACAGCGCUGCCAAAAACCUUGCUCAGCAGCACGCCAAGAAGGCCGAGACCCAUCGUAACCUGGAGUUGCUGUGCGCCACGGGCCGCGAGAACAAGAAAGCCAUCCAAGCCUUCCUCAAGAAGCUCAAGCGCGACUGCCAGCGAUCGCUCCAAGGGCUCAAGUCGGAACUCGAGACAUGUCGCAAGCAGAUCAUCAAGGACCAGCAGUAUGAUAUCCGGACCAAGCAGCGGCUGCAGUUCCUCAAGGACAACACGGCCCAGACGCAAGAACGCUGUCGCGAAAUGGAGAGCCAGCUGGAACUGCUCCAGAGCCAACGAGGGCCCCAAGAGGAGGAAAUCCAGGUGCUCAGCAAGAGCGUCGCCGAUGCCAAGGAGGCCAUCAAGCGCGCGGAGAAACAGAACGCCAAAGCCAUUGCCGGCCUCAAAAAGGCCUGCAUCGACACCAAGCAGGAGCUCGCUCAGAUCCUAAGCGAUCUUGCGCAUCUCCAGAGCAAAGCCGCGGCCCUGGCCAAGAAACGUGAGAAGCUCGAGGGGCCUGGCGCAGCGAUGAUUGAGGCCCGCAUCGAGGCAGCCCGGUCACGAAAGGAAAGCAUGAAGGAGCAGAUCCAGAGCGUCGAGCAGGCCCGCGACAGCAAGCUGGACGAGAAGGAACUGGAGCUCAAGGUCUUCAAAAAUGCAUGCGAGAGCGGGCGCGCCCGCAACCUUGGCCUUCGAGAGACGAUCGAGGAGGAGCGUCGGUUCAAGGAAAAGCUGCUGGAGGAACUGCGUGUGCUCGAAGCCAAGGCUAAGGACUCGACCUCGCCCAAAGAAGAAGACGCCGCCGCAAGCCUAUUGAGCCCCCUGCCGGUCAACCAAGACCUCGGCCUGCCUCUGGCGAUGAGCCGAACUCAGUCCGGUCAAACCUUGAUUCCCAGCAGUCCCGACACGCCAAAGCCACACCGUUCGGCUGAUUUUGUCCCCAAACCAUCCCAGCCCGAAGAACAGCUGGACUUGGCAGACACACUACAGCCCGAUCAGGCAGCCCAGGAUCGUCACAUGCCGGCAUCGGUCUUAUCAACAGAGACCCACCUGGGCAGUCCUAUUUCAGUGGGCUCUGUUCGAGACACGACGUGCUCGUCCGUGCUUGAGCCCGCUGUGGAUCACAUUCGAGAUUCUAUGAACGGUCCCACAGACAGCGCCAUCCUCGUUGACACGACCUCGUCUACCCACGAAAACCCAGAUCAGCCCGACGCAGCCGCUGAAGUGACCGGCCAGCCACCAGCCGCUGAGCCCGCCGACUCUUCUGCGCUUUUUGUUGCGAGCAAGUCUCUUGACACGCCGGGUGCUUCCGGGCCUGUUGUUGUGGCUGAGUGCAACAAGCAGAUCGAGGACCUGAUGGAUGUCUCACAGCUCGCUCGGCUCCACGCUGAAUUGCACAGUGAUGCCAUCUGAUGGAACUCGGUCUCCUCUCUCCCUCUCCCUCUCCCUCUCCCUCUUCCUCUCCCUCGCUCUCUCUCUCUCUCUCUCUCUCUUCUUGAUCUUGCUUUUGUCGAGUGGGUGUCGUUGAUUGGAAAGUAGCUAUCAUCGAUGAUAUUUUCGAAUUUACGGGCAAUCCAAUAUAAAACGGGACACCCCGGAUUUUGGCCGUUGA